AUAUACUCCCUCUGUAUAUCGGCUAGUCCACCACCCAUCUUCCAGCCUACACGUACAAUCAAGAUGAAGCAGACCGUCGUCCUGUACCCAGGCGCCGGCGUCGGCCACUUCGGGUCCAUGACGGAGCUCGCCCACGUCUUCCUCAACCACGGCUACGACGUCACCAUGGUGCUCAUCGAGCUGCCCGUCAAGUCCUCCGACUCGGGCGCCACCGCCAUCCACCGCAUUGCCGCCGCCAACCCGUCCAUCUCCUUCCAUGUCCUGCCGCUCCUCCCUGUCCCCGACAUGGCCGCCUCCGGCAACGGCAAGCACCCUUUCAUCCACCUGCUGCAGCUGCUGGAAGACUACAACGAGCUGCUCGAAGCCUUCCUCCGCUCCAUCCCCCGGGAACGCUUGCACUCCUUGGUCCUCGACAUGUUCUGCGUCUCCGCCAUCGACGUCUGCGCGAAGCUCGGCGUCCCGGUCUACACCUUCUUCGCCUCGGGCGCCUCCUUCCUCUCUGUCAUGACACAGUUCCCCGCGCUGAUCGCCGGCAGGUGGAUGGGCCUCAAGGACAUCGGGGACACGCCCCUCGAUUUCCUCGGCGUUCCGCCCAUGCCGGCGUCUCAUCUCAUCAGGGAGCUGCUCGAGCACCCGGAGGAGGAGAUGUGUAAGGCCAUGACCAACAUGUGGAAGCGCAACACGGAGACCAUGGGCGUCCUGCUGAACACGUACGAGUCGUUGGAGUGCCGGGCGGUGCAGUCGCUCAGGGACCCGCGCUGCGUCCCAGGACGGACCCUGCCCCCGAUGUACUGCGUCGGGCCGUUGGUCGGCAACGGCGCCAAGGAGAAGGACGACGACGAGGAAGCAGGGAGAAGGAGGUUCCUCGCGGGCGGCGUUCCUCCACUUUCUCUUGGACGUGGAGAAUAUCGGGGAGCAGCGCGGCGAGUGACAAAUCCCUAACAACUCUUGUAGUACUACUUUCUUAGUAUUUCUGUUGAGACCUUUUUUUUAAUAUUUUUGUUGACAACUUGCAUUAACAGCAUCUAUAAUCACA
Messenger RNA from Hordeum vulgare subsp. vulgare (domesticated barley), 1036 nucleotides. RefSeq names its product anthocyanidin 5,3-O-glucosyltransferase-like. The record is from RefSeq and is a predicted model, not a curated record. The transcript has a single exon. Bases 64 to 942 code for a protein of 292 amino acids. Lineage: Eukaryota; Viridiplantae; Streptophyta; Magnoliopsida; Poales; Poaceae.